This is a messenger RNA of Ilex paraguariensis (yerba mate), 2345 nucleotides long. NCBI's taxonomy places the organism in Eukaryota, Viridiplantae, Streptophyta, Magnoliopsida, Aquifoliales, Aquifoliaceae. The record is from the annotation of a GenBank genome assembly.
AUGAUGGAUUUCACUGAUGGUUAUUUGUCAAAUGAGCAUCAGGAACAACUUUGUUCUGCUUCUGAAAGUGCAGAUCCAUUAUCCAUCUCUCCAUUGCAGAUUUCUAUGUCCACAAAGUCACCAAGAUCCCCAAAAUCGCCAAGAUCCCCAAAGUCUCCAAGAUCUCCAAGGUCUCCAAAUAAUCAUCAAGGCAAACAUGGCACAAACAAGGGGAGCCCACUCAAGAAUGAAAGGCAUUCACAUUCUGGAAAAGAUGGCCAUCCUAAGAAAGGUGGUUCUGGGGGAAAAGGAACUUGGGGAGGUUUACUUGAUGUGGAUGAUAGUUAUGCCCUCGAUCCCAAUGACCCAAACUACAGUAGCAAUGAGGAGCAUGAACAAUCAAGCACCAGAAAACCAAGUGCACAAUUUGAGGAGUACAAAAAGAAAGCCACAAUUAUAGUGGAAGAAUACUUUGCCACUGAUGAUGUUGACUCAACUGCCAAUGAAUUAAGGGAAUCUGGAAUGCCAAGCUAUAACUAUUAUUUUGUGAAGAAGCUUGUCUCUAUGGCUAUGGAUAGGCAUGACAAAGAGAAAGAAAUGGCUGCAGUUCUAUUGUCCUCACUUUAUGCUGAUGUCAUUGAUCCCCCACAAGUUUACAAAGGCUUUAGUAAGCUUGUGCAAUCUGCAGAUGACUUGAUUGUAGAUAUACCGGACAUAGUUGAUGUCCUUGCAUUGUUUAUCGCACGAGCUGUGGUUGAUGACAUACUUCCUCCGGCAUUUUUGACAAAAGAAAUGGCCUCUUUAUCCAAGAAUUCAAAGGGAGUUGAUGUCAUUAAAAGAGCUGAGAAAGGAUACUUAUCAGCCCCUCUCCAUGCAGAAAUAAUCGAGCGCCGCUGGGGGGGCAGCAACAACAAAACAGUUGAAGAUGUGAAGGGUAAGAUUCACAAUCUGUUGGUUGAGUAUGUAGUGAGUGGUGACACAAAAGAGGCUUGCAGAUGCAUUAAGGAUUUAAAAGUACCUUUCUUCCACCAUGAGAUAGUUAAACAGGCUAUUAUAAUGGCAAUGGAAAGGCACCAAGCUGAGAGCCGGCUUUUGGAUUUGUUGAAGACAGCUUCUGAAGAAGGAGUGAUUUAUUCAAGUCAAAUCUCAAAAGGUUUCGGUCGGAUUAUUGACACUGUUGAUGACUUGUCACUUGACAUUCCAAAUGCAAAAGGUAUAUUGCAGUCCUUGAUCUCCAAGGCAGCAUCAGAGGGUUGGUUGUGUGCCUCAUCCUUGAAGUCACUGUCCUUACAGUCUGAAAAGCGAUUUUUAGAAGAAAGUGCUGCCAAAGCCUUCAAGAUGAGGGCACAGACCAUUAUUCAGGAGUAUUUUUUGUCUGGUGAUAUCUCAGAAGUAAGUCAUUGUCUUGAAUCACAGAAUAGUUCUUCUUUGGCUGAACUGAAUGCAAUAUUUGUUAAGAAGCUGAUAACUCUGGCAAUGGAUCGAAAAAAUAGAGAGAAAGAAAUGGCUUCUGUUUUGCUGUCAUCCUUAUGUUUUCCAGCUGAUGAUAUGGUAAAUGGAUUCAUUAUGCUGAUAGAAAAUGCAGACGACACUGCUCUGGACAUUCCCAUUGUUGUUGAGGAUCUAGCGCUGUUUUUAGCUAGAGCUGUUGUGGAUGAAGUCCUGGCUCCACAACACUUGGAGGAGAUUGGGAGCCGGUGCUUGGGGUCAGACUCAUUAGGAAUCAAAGUGCUCCAAAUGGCGAAGUCAUUGCUAAAGGCUCGUCUUUCAGGGGAGCGAAUCUUAAGAUGUUGGGGUGGUGGAGGAAGUUGUAGGAAUGGAUGGGCCAUUGAGGAUGUAAAGGACAAGAUCGGAAAGCUGUUAGAGGAGUUCGAGUCUGGUGGGGAUAUAAGUGAAGCUUUUCGGUGCAUAAAGGAGUUAGGUAUGCCAUUUUUUCACCAUGAGGUUGUUAAAAAAUCAAUGGUGGUAGUUAUGGAGAAGAAAAACAAUAGAUUGUGGGGUUUGCUCAGAGAGUGUUUUAGCACGGGACUCAUAACAAUGAAUCAGAUGACGAAGGGCUUUGGGAGAAUGGCAGAAUCUCUUGAUGACUUGGCUUUGGAUAUACCUGAUGCUAAGCAACAACUUACACACUAUGUUCAACAGGCCAAGGCUGAAGGGUGGUUGGAUUCAUCCUUUGAUAGAUCAGGACAUGCUGCAGAGAAUGGUUUUUGUUUAUGAUGCUGAGGUUCUCACCUCACUCAGUUUGCAAACUAUGGCAUCAAUUUAAUCUGUUCUACAUACGGUCCAUCUGAGAUCUUCAGUACUGCUGCUUAAAUACUUUAUCAAGGGGUGGAGUUAAUCGGUUUUCUUUUGUGUGGAUGCUCUAU